UGUGCCUCCGUAUUAAGUGUUUUGGGUGUUAAAUUCGUUAAAACUAUAUGUGUGCUGGGAUUAUCUUCAAUGGCUUUGGAUGAAAAUUGCUCCAAAAUUAAGCAGAAUCAAAAAGGGCGAGUGCGGGACAGAAAUGCACCACUUAUCCGAGCUUGACAGUGUGUUGGGUAGUUUUGCCACGUACGCUAGGUUGAAAGGACGAUAUGACGAUGACUGGAUUGAUCGACUAAACCAUCUUUACACCACAAUCAUCCUCAUCAUCUUCACUAUCGUCGUCAGUACAAAACAAUAUGUGGGCGAACCCAUCCAUUGUUGGUGCCCAGCACAGUUCGAGGAUAGCCAUGUCGAUUAUACCAAUAACGUGUGCUGGAUAUCAAACACGUAUUACAUACCGUUCGAGCACACAAUACCACAGCACGACGGCCAGAAAAAAGAGAAAGAAAUCGGCUAUUAUCAGUGGGUUCCCAUGAUCCUCCUAUUUCAAGCCUUACUGUUUAAAGUUCCUUGUAUCUUGUGGAGGAUUCUCACGGCGUCAGCUGGUGUGAAUUUGGAUAAAAUUGUUACGCUUGCGGCGGAAACGGCAUAUAUAUCAGCGGAAGAUCGUGAAAGGACGAUCAAACAUAUAGUACGCUACAUGGACCGUUGGUUGGAGAACGCACGUGAAUACAGAUCCGGAUGUUUUAUCCGACUCCGACAACAGAUAUCUAAAUACUGCUGUAUUGUAUGGGGUAAACGCUAUGGCAAUUAUUUAGUUACCAUGUAUAUGUUCAUAAAACUCUUGUAUCUCACCAACGCCGUGGGUCAACUCUUUAUAUUAAAUGAAUUUCUUGGGACCAAUUAUAAUGUUUAUGGUUUCGAAGUUAUGGACCAUUUAGCACGCGGUAUAGACUGGGCAGAUUCGCCUCGCUUUCCCAGAGUGACGCUCUGCGACUUCGAAAUCCGACAAAUGCAAAAUGUCCACGAUUACACUGUGCAAUGUGUGUUGCCUAUAAACCUCUUCAAUGAAAAGAUAUUUAUGUUUAUUUGGUUUUGGUUGGUGUUCGUCUCAACCUUAAGUGCCGGUAACUUUUUGAUCUGGACCUAUACCAUGAUAUUUCGUCAACAUAGGCUACGUUAUCUGAAAAAAUUCCUACGCGUAAACGACUGUUACAAAUCGGAAUUGGAUAAAAAGAUGGCCAUUAAAUUCGGGGAACAAUAUUUGCGUCAGGACGGUAUAUUUGUGUUGCGGCUGGUUGGCAAGAACGCCAAUGACGUCAUGGUCUCAGAGCUCGUGCUUCAGCUAUGGAACUAUUAUCGUAAUAAACCUCUGUUCCGUCAUGCUAACCAGAUUAGUGACGAUAACAGUAAUGUAUGACUAGCCGUGAAAAAAUUUAAAACUGUCCAAUCCUUGUUAAAAAUGUUAAAGAUUGAAUAUGUGGCCCUGGGGCAAAAACCUCCGGAGUUAGAGCACCAAGUCAUACCAGAUAUGGGUAUAGAAUUGGUCGAUUUAGCCGAAAUGACCCGCCAAAACGGGUACGAAAGUGAGGAAGAUUCAAGUCCUGAAACAGAUACGGAAGUGGUACCCGAUACGGAAUUAGAUAGUGAAAACAAAGAAACGUUUGUCUAAAAAAAAAUAAAAACAUGUUUAUCAUUGUUGUACGAUAUUAGCACAGACUUUAAACUUUUCAGGUGUAUAUAAAUUAAUAUCUGUAUAAUAUUUAAAACCAACAGUUUCCUCACUUCUAAUCUUCACCACCAGCACUCAUCAAACAAGCUCCAGAAAGAUACAAAUAUUGCAAAUCUAGCUCUAAUAACUCAAAAAUAAAAACUAAGAUCUAAAAGAAAUUCGAGGUUACCAAAUUGCUCGCCAGACCAUAGUGCCCUUGCAGAGCCCCUAAAGUAAUCGGGUCGUGUUAGCACUGAAAUGAAAUGAAAAGGAUCCCGACCAUGAUAAUGUUCAAGUCAAUGGGGUAACGGAGGGGAUAUUCCAAUCUUUAAACAAAAAAAAAAGUAAAAAAAAAAAUGAAAGGAAAGAUAUAAAUUGAAGACAAACCAAAUUACCUUGUUAAAUCAUCGUAGUUUCUGGUCGUAAUUAACUUACAAAUAAAUCUCUUAAUUAAUAAUUAAUUGAGUGAAUAUAUUAGUAUCAUUAUCGCCAUAUACACACUUUCUUAUACAUCAUUAUCACGCGAAAUAUACCGACCAAUCGGUGAACAUGAACAAGACUCAUAUGUUAAUUAUGAUCAUCAACCAAUGGAAUAAUGUACAAACAUCAAAUGUACCAGAAGCAAACACGUGACCAAAAACAUCUCACGUGACGUCAUGUCCUCCAGCAAUAAGUUUGUUUGUAAAACGAAACCGAAAUGGUCGAAGAUUUAUUUCCAUGACAACACAUGAGUAAAUAACGAGCAUGAACGAGCGAUGUGAUAUGCAUAUAAAAAUCUUCAUCAUUUAAUUGUUGUCAUUAAAGUACUAUUAUUAUCAUUAUAAUAUUUUUUAGAAUAUAUUAACAUUUUCAUGAAUUCUGUAGAAAACGUAGAAAUUUUUAGGGAAUGAGCACGUGAAUCAUAUGCCGCCAUGUUUAUAGCACGUGGGGUAUCAUACAUUAUGCCAAAAAAUAAAACAAGUUAGCUGAUAUGGGGGUAUGUAUGACGUGUGUAGCGCGUGCUGUUAAAAUAAAACGUGGUUUAUUUAAAUCGCUAACGUGUGAUAAUAAUAAUCAAGUGUGUGUGAUAUGAUAUUACAUGAAUCGAGAAUUUAUACCAUGUUGUAAAUCCUUAUAAAAACAAGAAAAAUGUAAAAAUUCCAUUACAUUUCAUAAAUUAAAUUUCUCGAGAUUUUGUUCUUUUAACUUUGAGUAACCAAGGAGCUUCUGACAACUGUGUUUUUAUUCAUAACCUCUUUACUAAACGAACACUUUACUCUGUACUUACGAAUUGGUCAGCAAAAUGUUUUGGAAAAUGAGGAAUAGGUGAGAAAGUCCAUAUGAGACCAACUUUAAAUAGUCAAAUGGUCGCAAAUCGUUGUUUUAAUUUGCGUAAAAUUCCCGAUGUUCAAAACUGAAUUUUUUACUAUUUUUUAAUUCCUCCUUCUGUUGACAGAUGCAUCUAAAAUUGAACAAAACUCGAGUUAGGCAAAAAAAAAAGUUUGUUAUUUCCCUGGGCUUCGGCUUCUUGAAAUGUUAACCAAACACUGCCUUGUUUCUUGCGGUGCUGUGAUACGUACAUUUGUUGUAUUUGUUAUUAACCGUGGCUGUGAGAAAUGGGUAUGGUAUACAUUGAGAGGUUAUGAGUGUUCCACAGAAAUCAGAAGUAUCUAGGCAAAUCAAAAUGUUUAUUUUUUUAGCCAAGGUGUGAAAACCAAAUAUUAGUUUUAGAUUAGAUCAAACAUUUUGAUCUUGUUUUUAAUUAAUUUUAAUAUAUUGAACCAAACUAAUUAACUAUAUGUUUAUUCGCAUCAAUGAUCCUAGUACAAAUAUUGUAUUUAUUUUUUGUUUGUUACGUUUAUUGUUUAUUUAAAAUGAGUUAUGCUAUUUAUAUCUUGCUAGGUAAUUUAUGUGCAUAAUU
This is a messenger RNA of Patella vulgata (common limpet), 3545 nucleotides long. Its product is annotated as innexin unc-9. Bases 80 to 1354 code for a protein of 424 amino acids. The transcript is spliced from 2 exons. The record is from RefSeq and is a predicted model, not a curated record. NCBI's taxonomy places the organism in Eukaryota, Metazoa, Mollusca, Gastropoda, Patellidae.